CACAUGCAGGUCUGAGGUAUAACCAGUGCGACUGAUGAUGUGUGCCUGGUUGUUAAUAUAAUCUCUUUUUGUGGACUUCUUCUCCUACAGCACUGAAUUUCACUUCUACCUUUGUGAAGAAAGCUUUCCCAACCCUCCAAAGCAGCUCUUCUACAGACUUGUAGUAAAAGAGGUUUUGCUAUAGGAAAGAUUUUUGUUUGGGAAAAAUGGAUGAUUGUUGCGGGUCUAAUGGAGACUGGGAAAGCAAGAGGAUUCACAAUGAGAUCGAGAGACAGCUGAAAAUGGACAAAUUGGAUGCACAGCGACAGGUCAAGCUGCUACUUCUAGAAACCUCACCCCGUGAUGUAGGGAUGGAACAGCCUCCUGAACACAAGAUGAGCUCAGAGGGGGCGGAAGGCCGGCCAGCCCCACCCACCUCUCUGCCUCUGCAGGGGGAUGGGGGCGUGGUCUCUCAGAGGAAAAAACUCUCAGCUCCUCGUAUCAGCCUCUCGCUGGACCAAAGUGAGGAUGAUCUGUUUGACACACCUGAUGACCUGGACAUUAAUGUGGACGAUCUGGACACGCCUGAUGAAACUGAUUUCCUGGACUAUACUGAUCAUGAAAUGGACUGGGAAGAACCUAAGGUGUCCCAGAGAGCUUCAGUGAAGGAGGUGUGUGAACCCAUCCCUACUUGUAGUGCUGAAGAGGAGCGCCAGGAGUCCAAACUCUGGAGGACUGUUAUCAUUGGAGAACAGGAGCAUCGAAUCAACAUGAAGUGUAUCGAACCUUACCAAAAAGUCAUUUCUCAUGGAGGUUACUACGGCAAUGGCGUGAAUGCCAUCAUUGUUUUUGCUGCUUGCUUCCUCCCAGACAGCGAUAGAGAAGACUACCAUGAAAUAAUGGAAAACCUCUUUCUGUACGUGAUCAGCACGCUGGAGCUGAUGGUGGCGGAGGACUAUAUGAUCGUCUACCUGAAUGGUGCAACUCCUCACCGCAGGAUGCCUGGCCUCGGCUGGCUGAAGAAGUGCUACCAGAUGAUAGACAGGAGGCUACGGAAGAACCUGAAAUCCUUCAUUAUUGUUCAUCCCUCCUGGUUCAUCAGGACUGUUCUAGCCAUCACCAGACCCUUUAUCAGUUCGAAGUUCAGUAGCAAGAUUAGGUAUGUGAACAGUUUAGCAGAGCUGGAAGGGCUCAUCCCCAUGGACUAUGUCCAUAUUCCAGAAAGCAUCAUCAAGUAAGUGCAAUUCAUUUAAUGCAGUAAUUCAGUAACUGUAAAAGCACUUAAUGUGAUCUGUGUUUUUUUAUUGUAUUACAGUUACAGUAGUUCAGACACCUAAAUGUAAUGAGUGCUAAAGCUGAGUGAGCUUCUUCACCAAAACAACUCUAGUUCUUGAACCAGUUCCAAUCAGGCUUAUAAAAACAGUAGUGCUUUUCAGCAAACCAGCCUGCAUUUCAACAGUUUAAGUGGAACUGUCAAAACGUCAAUCACGUGAAUCAGAAUGGUCUCGGUUCCACAUCAGUGGAAAAGCACUAAGUGACAGUCAGAAGUGCCAGUAUUGCAUGUUAAUGACACUCUGACUGAAGCCCUACAAGUUUUACUAUGCCACACACACAGAUAACCUGACAACAAUGCAUGCCAGCACUAACAAAACAAAAAUACAGCCACAAUAAAACAACAGUAUUAUAAUUUUUAUUAUUAAUACGUUAAUUUUACCCAAAAUUACAAUGAAUUCGAAAAUUGUACAAAUGAAAACUAAAGUGAUAUAAUAGAUAACAGUCAGGUUUUAUUUGCAUGCUGAACCAAACCAAAUAAAAGUACACUAAAUACAGACACUGAAGGUUUAAAAUCUAGGUAUGUACAGGGGUUGGACAAUGAAACUGAAACACCUGUCAUUUUAGUGUGGGAUGUUUUAUGGCUAAAUUGGAGCAGCCUGGUGGCCAAUCUUCAUUAAUUGCACAUUGCACCAGUAAGAGCAGAGUGUUAAGGUUCAAUUAGCAGAGUAAGAGCACAGUUUUGCUUAAAAUAUUGCAAUGCACACAACAUUGUGAAUGACAAAUUGUUGGUGCACAUCUUGCUGGCGCAUCUGUGACCAAGACAGCAAGUCUUUGUGAUGUAUCAAGAGCCACGAUAUCCAGGGUAAUGUCCGCAUACCACCAAGAAGGACCAACCACAUCCAACAGGAUUAACUGUGGACGCUGUAAGAAGAAGCUGUCUGAAAGGGAUGUUCGGGUGCUAACCCGGAUUGUAUCCAAAAAACAUACAACCUCGGCUGCCCAAAUCACGGCAGAAUUCAAUGUGCACCUCAACUCUCCUGUUUCCACCAGAACUGUCCGUCACCACUAUAAAUUAUUGUGGUCUAAAACCAGGUGUUUCAGUUUCUUUGUCCAACCCCUGUACGUAGGUAGGGUACACUGUUUGAUAAAAUAAUAAAUUAGAUCAGCCAGUCAGAGGAAGCAUGAUCUGCUGCAACAAGUAAGAUUGAACAAAUCAAUAAAUAAUUUAAAAACAAAGCAGGGGAAUACAAAACAAAGUUUAACUUCACAUUAAGUAAGUUCUUCAAAUAUUUAACAGCUUCGUCAGUGUGUGAACCACAGGAUUAACCUGUUAAAUAUCCUAACGUUUUGACCGUUUUGACUUGUUACCCUGAUAACUGGAAAAUGAUGAACUGCUCCUCAGUUAUUAUGACCGAAGGCCGAAGUCAGAUUUUUUUUUUCUCUUUUAAUUUAAAAAUCUAUUAAUAGGCAGACAGUGUGAAUAGAACAGUGGUUUAAUCACAAUACCACACUUGAUGUCUGUGCUAUAAUGUGAGAUAUUGGCACUGGUAUACUGUUCUUCAGCCUCAGUGCACCAGUGCCAAUAGCUCUCAUCAUCUCUUGCUCUCUAUUCUUGCUCAGAUGUCUCACUAGACUCCGUGAUGAAGAUAACAUAUGUAAAAUCAUACACCAGACGCAGUGUGUACUCGUGUCUACCCCCUCAGAAGCUGAAAUGUUGUUGUGAGUUCAGCGGUUUGUCGAGGUGUCGGCAUGUUCCUGAGAAUCACUGCUAAAGCUGUGAAUGUUCACGCUGGUGUUUCACACCUGCAAAUCUGGGUUUCUGUGGUAACAGACACUGAGGUACUGAGAGGGAGCUUAUGAAUUAGGUUAUACCCUGGUCUUGCGUUCUGAGCAGCAAAGAACAGAAAUUUGGGGCUUUUUUAAUAACCUACAGGUUGACAGAUUCAGUGCACUGCCUUUACCUUUUACUGCCUGGAAGCUAUUUCUCCACCACUGCUCUGUUUAGUUUGCAUUAUGUAUUUAUGUAUGCAGUACAAUUUUAACGGUUCCCCAGAUUUUCUAUUGUUUAGUCCUGUAUGCUACUGUCAACACAGUUUAACAACACAGUUUGACAAGACAUAUGUACAGUAAUGCUGUGCUCCAUUUGAACUUGGAUGUUGGAAUUUCCACUGGAAUGCUACUUUAGGACAGAUUUCCUACUCAGAAAGUCAGAAAAGAGGCUCAUCAAUCUCGAGUUCAGAAUCCAAACUGACUGUUUCACACAUCAACAGUAGUAAAAUCAGUAGUAAUUAUACAGUUUAUUAGCAGUUCUAUCUACACUGCCUGGCCAAAAAAAAGUCGCCAUCAAAAAAGGGGUCACACACUCUAAUAUUUAGUUGGACCAUCUUUAGCUUUGCAGCUUUACGCAUUCACUGUGGCAUUGUUUUAUAUAAGCUUCUGCAAUGUUACAAGAUUCAUUUUAAUCCAGUGUUUCAUUAAUUUUUCAC
Messenger RNA from Astyanax mexicanus (Mexican tetra), 3740 nucleotides. RefSeq names its product prune homolog 2 with BCH domain. The coding region runs from base 207 to 1217 and encodes 336 amino acids. The record is from RefSeq and is a predicted model, not a curated record. Gene Ontology annotation, molecular function: G protein-coupled receptor binding; GTPase activator activity; guanyl nucleotide binding. Gene Ontology annotation, biological process: phospholipase C-activating dopamine receptor signaling pathway; adenylate cyclase-modulating G protein-coupled receptor signaling pathway; action potential. Gene Ontology annotation, cellular component: cytoplasm; heterotrimeric G-protein complex. Lineage: Eukaryota; Metazoa; Chordata; Actinopteri; Characiformes; Acestrorhamphidae. The transcript has 8 exons.